Molecule: messenger RNA, 2232 nt
Organism: Eucalyptus grandis
Lineage: Eukaryota; Viridiplantae; Streptophyta; Magnoliopsida; Myrtales; Myrtaceae
Product: putative receptor-like protein kinase At4g00960
Exons: 7
Coding region: 32-2032 (666 amino acids)
Biological process (GO): protein phosphorylation
Molecular function (GO): ATP binding; protein kinase activity
Source: RefSeq, a predicted model, not a curated record
ACCCCAAAAACCCGAAAAAAAUCUAAGAAGAAUGGAUCCUCCCAAACUCCCUCUCUUGCUUCUUCUCACAUUUGCUUCCGCCAUUAACGCCCAAUUUUUCCCAAAGCCCUAUUGUGGUUCGACUGGCAACUUCAGCGCCGACAGCACCUACCAAACCACCCUCGCCACCAUCCUCUCCUCCAUCUCCACCGCCAACUCCUUGUUCCUCACCUACGGCUUCUUCAACGCCUCCUUCGCCGUCUCCGGCGCCUCCCAAACCCUCUAUGUCAUCGGCUCCUGCCACGGCGACCUCACCUCCGAGAGCUGCCGCACCUGCCUCAAUGGCUCAGCCUCCGACAUCCGCCGCCUCUGCCCCCUCCAGAAGGAGGCGGUCCUCUACAGCGAGAACCGCUCCGUCCGUUACUCCAACACCUCGAUCUUCCGCACAGUCAAAACCGACCCUUACUACGUGCUAAACAACGUCAACGACGUCACAAGCCCAGACACGUACAACGCUGCGCUGCGGACGCUGCUGGACCGUCUGCGGGGUGAGACAGCGGGCGGCGGCUCACUGAGGAAGUACGCGACGGGCAACACAUCGGCGGUUUUCAACACGAUCUACGCGAUGACACAAUGCACGCCGGACUUGACCAACCAGCAAUGCAUCGACUGCCUGGUGACAGUCAUCGGGAGACUUGGGCAGUGCUGUGCUGGGAAGAUGGGAGUGAGGAUCAUGGCCCCGAGUUGCCAGUUCCAGUACGAGACCGAUGAUCAGUUCUUCGAUCCGGUGGGUGAGCAACUUCCGCCGUCCCCUGCACCGGUGGCAGAUGCGCUGCCUCCGCCACCAGGUGGAAAGAGCAAUUUGAAUAGGACUGUGAUCAUUGUGGUCGCCACAAGUGUUUCUGCGGUUUUUCUUGUUGGUGUUAUUGUACUUCUGAGAGUGAAAAGGAAGAAGAAACCCAGGCAAAGAGUUGAAGGUGAGGCUGUGGAUGAAAUUAGCACAGUGGAGUCGCUGCAAUUUGAUUUCGGCACUAUUAGAGAGGCAACGGAUAAUUUCUCUAAUUCCAAGAAGCUUGGACAAGGAGGUUUUGGUGCUGUUUACAUGGGCCGGCUCUACAAUGGACAGGAAAUUGCAGUGAAACGGCUGUCUCAUAAUUCCAGCCAAGGAGAAGUAGAAUUCAAGAAUGAGGUCAUGUUACUAGCUAGGCUACAACAUAGGAACUUGGUCAGGCUCCUAGGUUUCUGUUUGGAAGGGGUGGAACGUCUACUCAUUUACGAGUUUGUGCCCAAUUCAAGCCUUGAUCAAUUCAUAUUCGAUCCCCUGAAGCAUGCCAAUCUCAAUUGGGAUAGGCGUCAAAAGAUAAUAAUGGGUGUCGCUCGAGGGCUACUUUACCUACACGAAGAUUCUCGACUUCGUAUCAUCCAUCGGGACCUCAAAGCCAGCAACAUUUUGUUGGACUCCGACAUGAAUCCUAAGAUAUCUGAUUUCGGUAUGGCAAGACUAUUCGAGUUGGACCAGACUCAGGCAGAGACAAAUCGGAUCGUGGGGACCUACGGAUAUAUGGCGCCAGAGUAUGCAAUGCAUGGAAACUUCUCGAUCAAAUCCGAUGUCUUCAGUUUUGGUGUGCUGGUUUUGGAGAUUGUGAGUGGGCAAAAGAAUAAUAUUUUCCGGGCAGGUGAUCAUGCGGAGAUCCUUAUAAGCUCUGUUUGGAAGAAUUGGAGGGAAGGAACAAUAUCCAAAAUCAUCGAUCCCUCUAUAACCUCUAGUUUGAGUACCGAAAUUGUGAGGUGUGUCCACAUUGGUCUACUGUGCGUCCAAGAAAAUGUGGCUAACCGACCGACAAUGGCCUCAGUCCUUCUCAUGCUUAACAGCCACUCGGUCACACUGCAAGUGCCGUCACAACCUGCAUUCUUCAUGCACAGCGACAUCGAAUCCGAUAUGUCAUCUACUCAAGAUUACAAUUCAAGGGUGUCUGACGUCGACAGAUUAAGAAGCAAAUCGAACCAAUUCUCGAACAACGAGGUCUCUGUGACUGAGCCAUAUCCACGGUAGCCUUGACAAAUGAGAGAUCAGUAUGCCCUACAUGUUAAUUUUUGUGUUUCUCAUGGUUUUCAUAUCAUCAAAAUUACAUUCUCAUGAUUUAAUUCUUCCUAGCAAAUACCCUUUUUUUGUAGUGCUUAAGCAAUAUAUGGAGCUAGAUUUUAUGUAUCAAACUGAGUGUAUUUUCCAAUUUUGUCAAAGGCACGCCAUCU